AUGGACGGUCUCAACCAGGCAGAGCAGCGCGAGUUCGGCGCCCGUAUGGAGCGCAAACAGAUGAAGGAGUUUAUGACUAUGUACUCCAAGAUGGUCCAGCGCUGCUUUGAUGAUUGUGUCAACGACUUCACUACCAAGUCCCUCAUCAACCGUGAACAGGAAUGUGUCCUGCGCUGUGUUGACAAGCACCUCAAGAGUUCCGCUCGAUUGAACGAGCGGUUCCAAGAACAGAACGCUGCAAUGAUGCAGGGUCAACUUCCCGGCCAGUAA
Penicillium taxi is the source of this 270-nucleotide messenger RNA. RefSeq names its product protein transporter TIM9 (gene tim9). The record is from RefSeq and is a predicted model, not a curated record. The coding region runs from base 1 to 270 and encodes 89 amino acids. NCBI's taxonomy places the organism in Eukaryota, Fungi, Ascomycota, Eurotiomycetes, Eurotiales, Aspergillaceae. The transcript has 3 exons.